Messenger RNA from Conger conger (European conger), 1135 nucleotides. RefSeq names its product N-alpha-acetyltransferase 10, NatA catalytic subuni (gene naa10). The record is from RefSeq and is a predicted model, not a curated record. Bases 141 to 815 code for a protein of 224 amino acids. Gene Ontology annotation, cellular component: NatA complex. Gene Ontology annotation, molecular function: protein N-terminal-serine acetyltransferase activity; protein-N-terminal-glutamate acetyltransferase activity. The transcript is spliced from 8 exons. Lineage: Eukaryota; Metazoa; Chordata; Actinopteri; Anguilliformes; Congridae. Gene Ontology annotation, biological process: N-terminal peptidyl-glutamic acid acetylation.
UCCUGUUUUUUACGAUUUCCGGUUUAGCACACGAGUCAAGAGCAACAUUUUUAUUAUACUUUGUGUUGGCAAACUGUUUGGAUAAAUUUGUUGAUUGUGUACCUCUACUAAGACCGUGGGAACUAGUAGACAGAGACAAAAUGAAUAUUCGCAACGCCAGGCCUGAAGAUUUGAUGAACAUGCAGCACUGCAAUCUGCUGUGUCUUCCGGAGAAUUACCAGAUGAAGUACUACUUCUACCAUGGCCUGUCCUGGCCCCAGCUCUCCUACAUAGCGGAAGACGAGAACGGAAAAAUAGUGGGAUAUGUUUUGGCUAAAAUGGAAGAAGACCCAGAUGAUGUCCCCCACGGACACAUUACAUCUCUGGCGGUGAAAAGGUCUCACAGGCGUCUGGGUUUGGCCCAGAAACUCAUGGACCAGGCCAGCCGAGCCAUGAUCGAAAAUUUCAAUGCCAAAUACGUGUCUCUGCACGUCCGCAAAAGUAACCGAGCUGCACUGCACCUUUACUCGAACACCCUAAAAUUUCAGAUUAGUGAAGUUGAGCCCAAGUACUACGCUGAUGGGGAGGAUGCCUAUGCCAUGAAGAGAGACCUUGCCCACAUGGCUGAUGAGUUAAGGAGGCCAGGUGUGCGGGUAUGGGGUCCUGACUCGCUCCCAGCGCAGGGCCUCUCUGCCCCCGGGCAUUCGGGGAAGCUGGAGGAACAAGAGCAGGAAAGGGAGGGAGAGAGGGACAGUGGGGGGGAGAGUAAAGAGAUGAGUGAAGUGAGUGAAGCCACAGAGAGCACAGACAUCAAAGACUCCUCCUCUGAUUCCUAAUAUUCUCCUAUUGAUCCGUGAAUCCGCCUCCAACUCCAACUACUGUCAUCUCAAUAUUCCUUCUCCUCUUCUGUUCCUGAUCCCUCACUCCACCCCCCUCCCCAGUGUGAGGCAUGUAACAUAUUUCUCUUCAGACAAGGCAACGGGAUGGAGAGAGUGACGACAGGUCAUAUUCUUUUGCAAAAGUCACGACCCCCUCACACACUUUAUAAGCCUGUCCCAUAUGAAUAAAAUUUAUUUGGACUUGUAUCUUAUUUUGAAUUUGUCAUACACACUGAUCUACAAGGACAUUUGACCAUGAAAUAAAUCAAUAUUAAGAA